CCCCAAGUCCCAACCAUAUUUUGUCAUACUCCGAUUAUUUUAUAACCGGCGAAAUCAAUCAAGGAUACACAAUUAUUGUCGAUUCGUUUCCCUUUAAAUUCAGUUUCCAUGCCACUCUGAGCAUAAUACUCACCGUUAAAUCAGCCGCCGGCAGCCGUUUGCCCAUUACCGACGUCCGCAACGCCGUUUCCGGCAGACUUUAUUCUCUGCAAACCUCGCCGGCGAUCGAUCUGAACUGCGUGCUGCUGUUGAGUGCUGCAAUCAUACUAUACCGGAGUUCUGGAGGCAUCAGCUUCGGGUCAAACCCAAUAGGGCUCAGUUUCGACUGAGUGAGGAGAAGAGCAAAAAGCAGUGCUCUUGGAGCGAAAGAUUCGACCUUUGGAGACUAUGGAGGCUUACAAGAGAUGGGUCAGAACUAAUAGAGAUUUUGUUCGUCAGCUGGGUUCCCUAAUUAAUGGAUUGACAUGGCUUCUUCCGGAUGAGUUUGGAUAUUCAGAGAUUGGGCCAGAAGCAGUAUCAUCACUACUGGGAAUGAUGACUACCAUAAAUGAGCAUAUUAUUGAUACAACGCCAACCCGUAUGCAAACACCACCUUCAGAGCCUUCUUUUCUCCCUUUGUCAUUAUGCCUAACAUUGCUGAAGGACUUGGAGACCUUGGUUGAAGUUGCAGCUGAACAACUCUGUGGAGAAGAAAAAAAAUGGAAUUUCAUUGCUAUUACUGAGGCUGUCAAGGUACUAGUUAGGUUGAUUGUGUUUAGGAAUAGUGGAUAUAAAAUGCUUUUGCUUGGUGGGGAAACUGAAAAUACUGAGAACAGUUCUGAUGUUCCAAGGCCCGAAGAAAGGAAUGGAAACCUACAAAUGCAUAUUCCAAAGAAUGUUCGUGGGCUGAACUCAUAUAAUCUUGAAGGAAGGGCAUUAUCUGCCCUGAACAGUUUAGGUGAACAUGCUAGGAUGGUUUCUGAGCCUACAUGGUUGCGUAGGGUUCAACACCAACAAACUAUCAUUGAACCUCCAACCGUGGUGAUGAAACCUAGUCUAUCAACUUUCUUGUCUGAGAAAGGUUUUCCUGGAAGCUUAUUUGUCACAGGGGAGGCCAUGUUUGUACUAAGACCACUUAUUUAUGUACUAUUGGUAAGGAAGUAUGGGGCUCGAUCAUGGUUUCCUUGGGUCAUUUCAUUGGCUGUUGAUGUCAUUGGAAAUGGCAUUCUCUCUUGUAUCAAUCUGUGCCCACAGAGGAGUAAAAGGCCGCAGUUUCAACUUUCCAACUCUGAGAAGGACGAGUUAAAAAGGCGGAAAUUAUUGUGGGCACUUUACCUUAUGAGAGAUCCCUUUUUCAGCACAUAUACCCGGCGAAGACUUGAAAGCACUCAAAAGCUAGUAGAACCUAUUCCCAUCGUUGGAUUUUUUACAGAAAAACUCGUUGAAUUAAUAAUUGGAUCCCAGACUCGCUACACCUAUUUCUCUGGCGCCUAAUAUGGAUACUGCAAAAUGUGUAAACUCUCUGUUAAAAAACAAAAUGUGGUGACAUUCUAUGUGCCCUUUUUGCAGUUAAGAUUGGUUCAAUUUUGUUGUAUCCAAUAGCUGCCUGAACUAUAAUAAUCUUGCAAUGCAAUUUUUUUUUUUAA
Ipomoea triloba (trilobed morning glory) is the source of this 1625-nucleotide messenger RNA. RefSeq names its product peroxisome biogenesis protein 16. Bases 388 to 1473 code for a protein of 361 amino acids. The record is from RefSeq and is a predicted model, not a curated record. Gene Ontology annotation, biological process: peroxisome organization. Gene Ontology annotation, cellular component: peroxisomal membrane. NCBI's taxonomy places the organism in Eukaryota, Viridiplantae, Streptophyta, Magnoliopsida, Solanales, Convolvulaceae. The transcript has 9 exons.